AUGAAAGGGGCUUUCAAAGACCAUCUCGUUGAUUGGGUAGCAAAGUACCUCAAGGCCAUGCACGGGACCAAAUGGUCAGAGGAGAUCAUGAGCAACAUAGAUCGCAGAGUUGCUGCUGUACCAUCAUUCUCUGGUCUACAAUAUUUCCCUCAAGGCCACGAUUUUAAACAGUGGACUGGCGAUGAUUCCAAAGCACUCAUGAAAGUGUUUCUUCUGGCUAUUGAAGGUCAUGUACCUCAAGACAUGCACUCAAUGGUUCAUUAUGUUGACAUGAUCAGACUCUUUGGUGCCCCUAACAGACUGUGCUCAUCAAUCACAGAAUCAAAGCACAUCAAGGCCAUAAAGGAGCCUUGGUGGUGGUCGAACAGGCACAAUGCUCUUGGUCAGAUGCUUGUGACCAAUCAGUGCCUUGAUAAGCUCGCAGGGUCCCAUGCAGACUUUGAUCUGCUCUUGUCAUAUACAAUGGCAGAUGAAAACGAACCAGACGCCCCUGCUAUUGCACCGCAACCAGAUGCCCCCGUCAUUGAACCACAACAAGCAGAUGAUACUGAUGAUGCUGAAAUAGUUGAUGGUCCAACAGUGCUCGCUUAUGUGGCACUCGCCAAAACUCCUUAUGCUGAAGGGAUGCGAGGACUCGAAGUUGUGAGAGUCAUAUGCUUCUUUUCAUUCAAGCACAACUGGGAAGUAUAUCCUUGCACUCUCAUACAGUGGUUUGAGAAGAUUGGUGACUGCCCUGAUGAAGAUACUGGCAUGUGGAUGGUCGCUCCAAGUUUUCAUGAGGACGGCUCAAGGAACCUUGCUGUCAUUCACAUCGAGACAGUCUUCUGUGCAGCACACUUGAUAGCUAUCUAUGGUUCAGAGUACAUUCCUCACUCCCUCAAUUUUUAUCAUUCUCUUGACACUUUCGGCUCAUUUUAUGUCAACAAAUACGCUGACCACCACACAUUCAAGAUAGCAUCCUGA
Messenger RNA from Suillus subaureus, 963 nucleotides. RefSeq lists its product as uncharacterized. The transcript is spliced from 6 exons. Lineage: Eukaryota; Fungi; Basidiomycota; Agaricomycetes; Boletales; Suillaceae. The record is from RefSeq and is a predicted model, not a curated record. The coding region runs from base 1 to 963 and encodes 320 amino acids.